GGUCCAUUAACGCUUAGAGAUGAUCCUGAUGGUUUUUAGUCACAGAAUUCUGAGGGGAGUGUUUCAGCUAAAUGGCCUCACAGGUUGUCAAAGCCUGACCAAACAAAGGGCCAUCUGUUUUUUCCCCUUGAAGCAACAUUUUCAAAACUUGCAUGUGCAGGUUGGAGACCGGGCUGAACUCACCAAGACCUUUACCCAGAGAGAUGUUUUUACAUUUUCAGAAUUAACAGGGGAUGACAACCCAUUGCACUUGAGUGAAGAGUUUGCAAAACAGACGAAGUUUGGAAAGACCAUUGUGCAUGGAGUUUUGAUCAGUGGACUUAUUUCUGCUGUGCUGGGCACUAAAAUGCCUGGGCCGGGUUGUGUAUUUCUUUCACAGGAAAUUAGCUUCCCAGCCCCUUUAUAUGUUGGAGAAGAAGUCUUAGCUGCUGCAGAAGUGAAGAAACUGAAGCGAUCCAUUGCUUUCAUUUCAGUGUCUUGCUCUGUAGUUGAAAGUAGAAAGACCGUAAUGGAAGGCCUGGUUAAAGUUAUGGUCCCAGAACGUCUAAUCUCUUGAAAGCACAUUCUAGAAUAAACAUUUUUUGUGUACGCAGAUUAGUUCCAACCAGA
Messenger RNA from Ornithorhynchus anatinus (platypus), 609 nucleotides. It is a transcript of the gene HTD2, whose product is annotated as hydroxyacyl-thioester dehydratase type 2. The coding region runs from base 20 to 556 and encodes 178 amino acids. Lineage: Eukaryota; Metazoa; Chordata; Mammalia; Monotremata; Ornithorhynchidae. The transcript has a single exon. The record is from RefSeq and is a predicted model, not a curated record.